Sorghum bicolor (sorghum) is the source of this 1223-nucleotide messenger RNA. Its product is annotated as myb-like protein H. The transcript has 2 exons. NCBI's taxonomy places the organism in Eukaryota, Viridiplantae, Streptophyta, Magnoliopsida, Poales, Poaceae. Gene Ontology annotation, molecular function: DNA binding. The record is from RefSeq and is a predicted model, not a curated record. Bases 41 to 1111 code for a protein of 356 amino acids.
AUAAAUUAGCUUGUUGUUUAGUACUCAACCCUCACUACCCAUGGAUCCCAACUUCAAUGGUGUGUGGAGCACUUUUGAAAUAGAUAUGGUGAGGUCAUUCAUAGCUAGUCAAAACACCAACAACACCUACACAAAUGACCCAAACAAAAGGCACAAUGACAUUGUUGAUGAGCUCCAAGCAUGGUUCCCAGGCAAAGAGAGGCAUCAGGUAACUCAAUUGUAUGUUGAUCUAGUUGUCGAGACGAAUAGAGUGCAGAGCAACAACCACCAAGUUGUGGGGAGGAACGCUCUUGUGAAUGAGAACUUUGGGAUGCCAACGGAGGAUAAAAACAUGGACAUGUUUCAUGGUUUUACACUGGAUGAUGUGGAGGCCAUGAAGAUGGUAGAAGAACCACCACACAGGGUGAAUACUAUUCCUAAGAAAAAGAGGCAACACCCAGUCAUAGCUUGGACUCAAGACGAGCACAAGAAUUUCCUUCGUGGCCUUGAAGUGCAUGGCCGUGGUAGCUGGAAGAACAUAUCUAGGUAUUUUGUCCCCACAAGGACGCCAAACCAGAUCUGUAGCCAUGCACAGAAGUAUUUCCUUAGGAAUGAGUGCACCACUAGGAAACAACGCUUCAGCAUCAAUGAUGUCGGCCUCUAUGACAUAGAGCCACAGGUGCAGAAGAACCCUUCUAGUUCAGAGGCUCUCGCCUUUGGCCACAGUGCUUACAACACAAAUUAUUAUGACUUUGAGGGACAACACACUGUCUUGAACACACUCACACAUGCUAGCCAGGCGAGCAAGACUAGAGGUCAGCACAUAAUAGGGAGUUCAUCCAUAGAUUCAACGAUGGUGCAGAGUAACUCUCUUGGAUGGGAGGCACUCGCCUUCACUAGCGGUGCUAACAACACCAACUACUAUGAAUUUGAUGGACAACAUGAUGCCAUGAACAACCUUGCAUGUGCUGACCAGGCAAGCAAUAACCAAGUAUCUACUUGGACUAAAGGUCAACAAACAACAACCAGUCCUAUAGCUCCAAUGAUGGUGCAAAAUACUUCAUCUAGUUGGGAGGGGCUUUCCUUCGAUGGCAGUUCUUAUAACACAAACUACUAUGACUUUGGUGGAUAACAAUUUGUCUUGAACAACAUCACCAGGGGGCAACCAUGGUGAGCAUCAACCAAGUUGUUACCUUCAAGAGAUCAGUUGACAACAAUCAUUUCUUCCGUUGUUUUAGUGUUUG